Molecule: messenger RNA, 1156 nt
Organism: Caenorhabditis sp. 36 PRJEB53466
Lineage: Eukaryota; Metazoa; Nematoda; Chromadorea; Rhabditida; Rhabditidae
Source: the annotation of a GenBank genome assembly
AUGUUGGCCGUGAGCUCACUUUCAUUCUUUUCAAGCUCAGAUCCGUCUUCAGCGUAACCGUAAUUGUAACAACAAACCGAACGGAGUUCAAAAGCAAAAUGCUCCGAAAGGGGAUCUUCGUGGAAAGAAUGCACCCGCCUAUCUGGAAGCGGACACAAUGCUCGGAAAGGGCGAAUCGUUCCGAGUGGAGAAGAUGAUCGCGGGCGGGGGAUUCGGACAGAUUUACAGAGCGUUCAAUGUGGUGACUGGAAACAGAAUUAUGAUCAGAAAUGAAGAAAGGUAUUCAGGAUACGGACGAAGAAGUGGCGGUGAAAGUGGAGAGAGCAUUGACUCACGACUCGCAGAGAAUGAUCCUCGAGUCGAAGGUUCUCGACGAAAUGCUCGGAACGAAGCACUUUCCGAUCGUCUACUACAUCGGUCCGUUGAAAUCGUACAACUACAUUGUGAUGCAAAUGCUGGGCAGAAAUCUUGGAGACAUUCGGAGAGCGCUCCCGAUGAAGAAAAUGUCGAUCAGAUCAGUAAGCCGAUUGUCAGACCGAUUCAGUUUAUUUUAAUCUGUUCAGGCCAUCCGAAUCGGAAUCCAAAUUGUGGAGGCUCUUUCAUCUCUUCACGGAAAGGGAUGGUUGCACAGAGAUCUGAAGCCGACCAACUGUUGUCUGGGAGUGGAGGAGAAGCGCAAGCAGGUGUACCUGGUCGACUUUGGAAUGUCGCGCCGCUUCCGCAACGACGACGGCAGCAACCGCGAGAAACGAACUUACUGUGGCUUCCGAGGCACUACUCGCUACUGCUCCUACCGUAUGCACGACCGUCGAGAGCAGGGACCGGUCGAUGAUCUGUGGUGCCUGUACUACACGCUGGGCGAACUCAUCGAAGGAUAUUUGCCAUGGAGAGAGAUGGAGUCGGCCGACGAGAUGGCUCAGGCUAAAAAGAUUCUCAAGCACGACGUCAUCUUCCCGUUUGCGUUGAAAAAGAGUUUAUCCGAGAAUAGAAUACAUUCAGAUCAAUGCCAUCCAAGUUCGCAAGCUUCGACCGAAAUCUGCGUCGUCUCGGCCAGAGCGACACUCCCCACUACGCCAAGUUCCAAAAUAUUCUGGGCAGCUGUGUCAAGUACGUGGAUGACAAUGCGGAAUUCGAAUGGGAUUUGAUGGGCAUUUGA